AUGGAUAAAACGUUUGAACAACUUCAAAACCAGACGAUGCGAGUACUGAUUCGGUUCUAUGAAAGCCAACCAGAAUUUCGCUUUGCCGAAUUUGACAGUCUGAUUCAUCUCUUUAACGUCCGUUGUGUUUAUGAUGCAAGUACGAUAUGUAAUGUCUAUUUAUAUGCGGACUUUGAUUCCCUUGAAGAUAUUAAGAAGGUUUGUUCCCGCUCUGUACUGAUAGAAACAGUUUAUGAAAUAUGGGGAGAGGCGAAGACGUAUGAAGAAUUGGUUCCGAUAGUCUAUUCCAAGGCAGAUGAAUUGAUACCCAUCUAUAAAGGAAAGACCUUCAAGUUGAAAGUGACAUGUUUUGGCAAGAAUUAUAGAAUUCCUGAACAAGUGAAGAUCUUUGACAAAUUUAAAGAUUUUAAGCUGUACGAUUAUCUUGGAGCUGUCGAUUUGAAGAAUCCUGACUUGAACAUUUCGAUCAUGGAAAAUAUCGGGCACUUAAAGAAGACCUCUGAUGUCCCACAGAACAUUUAUUAUGGAAUUGAGUUGUGUUAUGGAAAUAGAAAAUUAAUGACACACUUCAGUCUUAAGGUCCGUCCAUAUAUUGGGACUACUUCUAUGGACCCUGAAUUGUGUUGUUUAAUGUCCAACUUUGGGUGUUGUCGGGAAGGGAGUGUGAUGUGUGAUCCAUUUGCAGGGACUGGGUCAACCCUAGUUACUUCUGCGUACUUUGGGUCGUAUGUUCUUGGGUUAGACAUCUCUAAUGUGACUCUACGAGGUAAAGAGUAUUAUCAAAACAUGACAAAGAAGACAACGAAACCAAUUGUGGAUGUCACAACUAACAUCAAUUAUUACAAAUUGAACGACAAAUUUUUAGGGUUGGUGACUAAUGACUUCGCAAUGAGCUCAUUAAAGGUACGUCCAAUGUUCGACUGUAUCGUCACAGACCCACCUUAUGGUAUCAGAGAAGGCGCUCGAAAAGUCGGGAAACGACACCCAGAUAUGGAACCACGUCCUGUUAUUUGGGGUGAGGAUUAUCACCAACAUAUCCCACAAAGAAUUAAAUAUGGCGUCGACCAGAUAUUACACGACUUAUUCAGAUUCGCCGCAGAAAACUUGGUUGUUGGGGGGAGACUUGUAUUUUGGUUCCCUGUCAUUUUCCCACAAGACCAUGGUAAAUUGUUCCCAGAGAUGGUUAUGGGUUGUUUAAAAAGAGAAUCUAACUGUUUACAAGUCCUGUGCAACUCUUGGGGAAGAAGACUCAUCACCUUAACUAAAGUAGCAGAGUUUAAAGGAGAGAUGGACGAACCAACUGAAUGGGAAAAAGGGCUCGAUACAUUCAGAGAGACUGUGAUGAACACAGAGAAGACUAAAUAA
Molecule: messenger RNA, 1365 nt
Organism: Entamoeba invadens IP1
Lineage: Eukaryota; Evosea; Mastigamoebida; Endamoebidae
Exons: 2
Coding region: 1-1365 (454 amino acids)
Biological process (GO): methylation
Cellular component (GO): cytoplasm
Molecular function (GO): nucleic acid binding
Source: RefSeq, a predicted model, not a curated record